UGCAUAAUUGUGGUAGGACACAUUAUUACUUUGUAUUAACUGGCCUAAAGGCAGCAUGUAGAGAUUGAACAGAAGGGGUCCCAGGAUUGACCCUUGGGGCACCCCACAGGUCAAGGCCAUGUGGUCUGAGACACAGUUACCAAUUUCAACAAAGUACUUCCUGUCUUCUAGAUAGGACUUCAACCAAUUUAGGGCAGUGCCAGAGAUGCCCACCCAGUCCUCUAGUCUCUGUGAAAGGAUCUCAUGAUCGACAGUGUCAAAAGCAGCACUCAGAUCUAGCAGGACUAAAACUGAGACUUUGCCUGCAUCAGUGUUCAGGCGGAUGUCAUUUGUCACCUUAAUAAGAGCGGUCUCAGUGCUGUGAUGGGGUCUAAAACCUGACUGGAAAACAUCAAAGGAGUUGUUCAUUAGGAGAAAGUCAGUAAGCUGUUGGUAAACAACUUUCUCAAGGACUUUGCCUAAAAAUGGCAGAUUUGAAAUGGGCCGGUAGUUGUUCAGUACUGUGGCAUCAAGACUGCUCUUCUUUAGGAGAGGCUUUAUGACCGCAGUUUUCAAGGCCUUUGGGAAUGUUCCAGAUUGUAGUGACAUGUUAACUAUGUGAGCGAGUGGUGGUAACAAACUGCUCAGCACAGACUUUAGAAAUCUAGUGGGUAACACAUCGAGGCAGCAUGUAGAUGAACUCAGACUGGUGAUGAUCUCUUGGACAGUUUUGUCAGUUACAGGUGCAAAAUGAGUCAGCUCUAAGUGUCUAGGUGGCUGCAGGGUUGUUAUUGGUGUUGUGGAAUUGAUGGCAUUUUUAAUGGUCUGAACCUUGUCGCAAAAGAAUACUGCAAACUCAUUACACUUAGAUGUGGAGAUCAGUUCCAACGGCAGUUGAGCUGGAGGGUUUGUUAAUCUGUUCACUGUUGCAAAUAAGACACGCGAGUUGUUACUGCAGUUUCCAAUAAUUUCAGAAAAGUACCUCUCCCUUGUUCUACGUAAGAUCUGGUUGAACACGUACAACUUUUCUUUAUAAAUUUCAUAAUGAACAUGAAGCUUUGACUUGCGCCAUUUCCGCUCGGCCCUCCGGCACUCCCUUUUCUGUGCCCUGACCGAGUCGUCAUUCCUCCAUGGCGCCUUCUGCUUAUUUUUAACCAUUUUAACCUUCACAGGGGCAAUGGUGUCCAGAACAUUCAAAACACUCGAAGUAACAGAGUUCAACAAAUCAUCAACAUUAGAACAUGAGGCAUUUUCAAAGUUUAUCAUUUCCAUGAACAGAGCACCUGUGCUGUUAUUUAUGUGUCUCCUCCGAACAACUGCAGGACCAGCCGGUGGUUUGGGAGAAACAGACAGGUCAAAGAAGACACAGAAAUGAUCAGACAGAGCAACAUCAACCACAUUGACGUUUGAAAUAUUAACCCCCUUUGUAAUGAGCAGGUCCAGAGUGUGCUGCGCUCUGCUGUGGGUGGGCUCACACACAUGCUGAGUCAGGCCAAAGGUUUCAAGGACAGCACUGAGCUCUUUAGCAUUUCUGUCACAGACAUUAUCCACAUGUACAUUAAAAUCACCUGUAAUGACCAAACCAUCAAAGUCUGUGCAUACAAUUGAAAGCAUCCUGGUAAAAUCAUCAAUAAAACUUUGACGGUGCUGGGGAGGCUUGUAUAUAACUACAUAGAGUAUGGACGGAGAUUGUUUUAGCUCCAUUUUAAAGGAUACAUACUCAAAUGAUGAAAACACCCCAAAUGACAACCUGUGCAUAACCAUAUGAUCUCUAAAUAUUGCACAGACACCUCCACCCUUUUUGUUUUCUCGUGUUUCAGAUUCAAAUUUGUAGUUGGGUGGAGCUGAUUCCGUUAGAACAGCAUUACCUGUGUUUUUGUCAAGCCAUGUUUCAGUUAAAAACAUAAAAUCAAGAUUAUACGAAGAGAUCAAAUUAUUAAUUAAAAAUGAUUUGUUAGACAAGGAUCUGACAUUAAGCACAGCAAGUUUCAGAUUAGUUUCAGUAGGACUGGACAUUAUCUUCUUACAAGGGAUAUGGAUUAAAUUUCUCUGAUUGGACAGUCUAACUGUCCUUCUGUAAUCUGGUCUAUGUGGUGUGGCUGUAGAUAUAGCACUAGGGGAGAAUAUUGUCUCACAGGGCCCCAGCUUGAUAUUACCUUUAUCAUGGCUGUAAGUCCUGGGACAGCAGAGGCCCUGUGCAUCCUAGCUCUUAGGGAUACCAGCUCUGGGGGCAGGCAGGGGAGGACGAGCAGGGGGAAGUUUGGGUGAUGGACCAGAUGAAAACCGAGAGGGAGGAGCUGGGGGAGCUUUAGUUUGUGAAGCAGGAGAGUUGAAGCUCCUGUGUGACUUGAGGGGCACAGUUUUAUACGGGGAAGAGUUCAGCAUAGUUGGUGAUAGAAGUCUUGACCUUGCUAUAUUAGGGGUGAGGGGAACCAUCUUAAUCCCUGAUUUGAUCAGGCUUUCAAGAUGGUUGGGAAGGCCCAUGGGGGAAGGUGGGGAUGAAAAGGAGAGGGAGAGGGACAAGUCUCUAGAGGGGGUAGAUGUGGCAGGGGGGGCCCAGGGCUGGUCUGUGGGUAGAGGAGGUGAUGGGGGUGCUGCCGGGUCUGAAACUUCUGCUGGGGCCGUCACAGACGAGUCCAAGGCCUGUGAUGAGGGCCCGGGGGGAGGUGGAACCGAUGGCGGGCCUGAAACCUUCGCUGGGGCCGUCACAGACGAGUCCAAGGCCUGUGAUGAGGGCCCGGGGGGAGGUGGAACCGAUGGCGGGCCUGAAACCUUCGCUGGGGCCGUCACAGACGAGUCCAAGGCCUGUGAUGAGGGCCCGGGGGGAGGUGGAACCGAUGGCGGGCCUGAAUCCUUCACUGGGGGCAGUGGAGGCUGUUGUGGUGCUGGAGCUGAAUCCUUCGCUGGGGGCGGUGGAGGCUGUUGUGGUGCAGCUGGUGCUGAAACACUGGCUCGGUCUCUGGCUUCUGCGACAGAGAUGCUUCUCUCGUUCCUCUUUUCUCUCACUGGUCGCUCAGGACCCUGUCCCGGCCCAUUCUGAUGCCUCAGAGCGUGGAGGAGGUGUUCCGUCAGCACUCUCCUCCCACCUCUGCACAGGUGUGGGCCCUUUCCCUUGAACAGGUCCUCUCGUUUCCAGAACAGAUAAAAGUUCUCAAUGUAGUGCAAUCCUCUGUGCGCACACUCUUUGGACAGCCAUGUGUUCAGCUGAAGCAGCCGGCUGAACUUGUUUAUCUUCCUGUCUAUGUUUGGAAGAGGUCCACUAAUGAAUGCCUUGACCUCCACUUUAUCAAGCUCCUUGAAGAACUUAGUGAAAUCCCUUUUCAAGACUUCAGUCUGUUCCUUUCUGAUGUCCACUGCACCCACGUGCACGAUCAGCUGUUUGACUCCUCGGUGUGUAGACAAAACUUUUGGGAGGAGUGUUGUUAUCUCAGAGACAGUGGCACUGGGACAGCAGCAUGUUUGAAUUCUUCCGUGGUUUAUGCCACUGAUAGCACCGUCUCCUAUCAGCAGCGUAUCUCUGACCUUGACGUUUGGUCCAGAUUGUCUGUCUGCCUGCUGUCUUUUGCCGACUUUAUGGCUCCAGUUUCGUGAAGAUAAUCCAUUUUCUCUUUGUUCGUUAGAAACAUUAAAUUCAGUCUCUGACAGUGGCAAAAAUCUGUUUGUAAGCUGUAUUUUGGGUGAUGUUACGUAGGUAUUAACAUUGUCUCUCAUCACUUUGUGCUGCUUUGGCUUAGCACCAAGUUCUCUCCAGGAUGAGGCAUUUUGGUCUUUACAGAAUUUUGGAAAAGACACAGUAUCACUCAGGUUUAAGAUGAAAGUAGCAGGUUUUUCACCCUUUUUACUGAAAGUAACUGUGGGCUUCUUACCACCGGAUGUCAC
Molecule: messenger RNA, 3858 nt
Organism: Epinephelus moara (kelp grouper)
Lineage: Eukaryota; Metazoa; Chordata; Actinopteri; Perciformes; Serranidae
Product: loricrin-like
Exons: 2
Coding region: 2462-3019 (185 amino acids)
Source: RefSeq, a predicted model, not a curated record